Messenger RNA from Adineta ricciae, 654 nucleotides. NCBI's taxonomy places the organism in Eukaryota, Metazoa, Rotifera, Eurotatoria, Adinetida, Adinetidae. The record is from the annotation of a GenBank genome assembly.
AUGGAAUCCGCAGCACAGAACGAUGAUCAACAAAAUGUAUCCGAUUUGCUUUUGGAUACAUCCGAAAUGGGCGACGAAGCAGAUUUGGAAUCCAUGCGUAAACGAAUACGAGAAAUGGAGGAAGAAGCAGAAAAACUGAAACAAAUGCAACUGGAAGUUGAAAAGCAAAUGCAAUUGCCCAGUACGCCUGGUACACCUCCAUUUCCAACCAUCGAAGAAAAAAUGGAAGCAGAUUUACGAUCGGUCUAUGUGGGAAAUGUGGAUUAUUCGGCAACAGCACAAGAACUUGAAAAUCAUUUUCAUGGCUGUGGUUCAAUUCACAGAGUGACGAUAUUAUGUGAUAAAUUUACUGGUCAACCGAAAGGUUUUGCCUAUGUUGAAUUCUCUGACAAAGAUUCUGUACAGACUGCUCUUGCACUUGACGAUUCUCUCUUCAAAGGACGUCAGAUUAAAGUAACUGAAAAACGAACAAAUCGUCCUGGUGUAUCAUCUACAGAUCGACCACCUCGUGGUGGACUUCGUGGUUUUGGGCGUGGCCGAUUUCCUCGCGGUGGCGCCUAUAUGCCUUACAUAUCUGCUCCAUAUCGUGGCCGAGGCGCUCGACCAUUCUUCCGGGGACGCGGUCGAUCGAGUUAUUUCUUUGCGCCCUAUUAA